Messenger RNA from Parathielavia appendiculata, 847 nucleotides. RefSeq lists its product as uncharacterized. Bases 278 to 796 code for a protein of 172 amino acids. Gene Ontology annotation, cellular component: membrane. NCBI's taxonomy places the organism in Eukaryota, Fungi, Ascomycota, Sordariomycetes, Sordariales, Chaetomiaceae. Gene Ontology annotation, biological process: arachidonate metabolic process. The transcript is spliced from 2 exons. The record is from RefSeq and is a predicted model, not a curated record.
GGGAUCAUUGACAUCCUUCUCCGGGCGCCUUCGCAUGUCUGCGAGCGAACCUCUAGAUGCCUCCAACCGGGUCGGUGGACAGGCUUUCAUCCCUAAAGUCUACAUCCCCUUUUGACCCCCGACCCUACCCCGAUACUCGGCUGCAAAGCUCGCGGAAGCUAUCCUGAGCGAAUUGGAUAGCGUGGGCGCCUCGAACGACACCCCGUUUGCGGACCCCGAAGCCGCUAAGACGAUUGUGCUCGCAAUCACCAAGGCCCAUGUCAAUGCAAGGCCUACGAUGUUCAAGACUUACGAUGUCGAACCGGCCUGGAGGGACUUCUUAAUAUGGGAAGUAGCGCGGGCGACCUCGGCCGUGACCACUUUCUUUGAUCCCAUAAGAAUCGGCCGCGACGGGAUUGAAUUCAUCGACGCCGCCUUCGGCUACAACAAUGCCUGUGAGAUCCUACGCCAGGAGGCGGAGAAGGUCGUUCCCGAAAAGCACACAUCUUGCGUCGUCAGCAUCGGUAACGGUCUCAAGGGCGCGAUCGGUAUCAACUCCAAGCCUUUCACGCGUCUCCAGGCCCUCGCCAACUUGGCUACCAGCUCGCGUGCUGUUCACUCCCAAUUGCAGGAAUCCUUUGCAGCCGAGAAGCCGCAAAAGUACUGGAGGUUUGACGAAGACGUGGCCAUUGGAGAGAUCAACAUGACAAUUGGCGGAAGUAGAAAGCCAUCGCUGCACACACACACACACACACACGCAAUCACCUCAACGCGCAUGUUACGAUUUCGGCGAUCAAUAGCUGUGCCGAUCCCCUGAUCGCCGCAAAGCCAGAUCUGCUGACACCGCGAACAAAUGCGUUAAUGAUAC